UCAUCACUUUUCUGCCCAGUCCACAGAAAGACAUGGGAAAGACCAAAAACACAUCACUGGACAACAUGGUAACAGAAUUCAUUCUCCUGGGCUUGGCUCACCCACCAAAACUAAAAAUUCUCCUCUUCCUGGUCUUCCUCGUCAUCUACAUCCUCACUCAGUUGGGAAACCUGCUCAUUCUGCUCACCGUGUGGGCUGACCCCAAGCUCCAUGCCCGCCCCAUGUACAUCCUGCUCGGCGUGCUGUCCUUCCUGGACAUGUGGCUCUCCUCUGUCAUUGUUCCUCGGAUGAUUUUGGAUUUCACUCCUGCCAGCAAGGCUGUGCCAUUUGGGGGCUGUGUGGCUCAACUCUAUUUCUUUCAUUUCUUGGGAAGCACCCAGUGCUUCCUCUACACCUUGAUGGCCUAUGACAGGUACCUGGCCAUAUGCCAACCCCUGCGCUACCCUGUGCUCAUGAAUGGGAGGUUGUGCAGCAUCCUUGUGGCAGGAGCAUGGGUGGCUGGCUCCAUUCAUGGCUCAAUCCAAGCCACCCUGACCUUCCGCCUGCCAUAUUGUGGACCCAAUCAAAUAGACUAUUUUAUCUGUGACAUUCCUGCUGUGUUGAGACUAGCCUGUGCUGACACAACUGUCAAUGAGCUGGUGACUUUUGUGGACAUUGGAGUGGUGGCUGCCAGUUGCUUCAUGCUCAUUCUGCUCUCCUAUGCCAACAUAGUCCAUGCCAUCCUGAAGAUACGCACUGCUGAUGGGAGGCGCCGAGCCUUCUCCACCUGUGGCUCCCACCUCACUGUGGUCACAGUCUAUUAUGUACCCUGUAUCUUCAUCUAUCUCAGAGCUGGUUCCAAGAGUCCACUGGAUGGGGCAGUGGCUGUGUUUUACACGGUUGUCACUCCCUUACUGAACCCCCUCAUCUAUACCCUGAGAAACCAGGAUGUGAAGUCUGCUCUGAGGAGGAUGGCAGCAGGUAGAGGAACUGUGAAUGAGAAGUAAC
This is a messenger RNA of Ochotona curzoniae (black-lipped pika), 987 nucleotides long. Its product is annotated as olfactory receptor 10G2. Lineage: Eukaryota; Metazoa; Chordata; Mammalia; Lagomorpha; Ochotonidae. Gene Ontology annotation, molecular function: olfactory receptor activity; G protein-coupled receptor activity. The transcript has a single exon. Gene Ontology annotation, cellular component: membrane. The record is from RefSeq and is a predicted model, not a curated record. Gene Ontology annotation, biological process: G protein-coupled receptor signaling pathway. The coding region runs from base 33 to 986 and encodes 317 amino acids.